Messenger RNA from Danio rerio (zebrafish), 1477 nucleotides. It is a transcript of the gene amacr, whose product is annotated as alpha-methylacyl-CoA racemase. Gene Ontology annotation, molecular function: catalytic activity; alpha-methylacyl-CoA racemase activity. The record is from RefSeq and is marked provisional. NCBI's taxonomy places the organism in Eukaryota, Metazoa, Chordata, Actinopteri, Cypriniformes, Danionidae.
AUCCCGUGUUUACACGUCAUAACUAUGCGUCGAGCUCCUUGUGGUUUGAAGUGCAAGAUUUUAAAAGUUUUCGUCUAAAACAGGUUCCAUUAUGGCUCUGGCGGGGGUGCGUGUUAUUGAGCUGGCAGGACUGGCACCUGCGCCUUUCUGCGGGAUGAUCCUGUCGGAUUUCGGCGCAAGGGUGAUCCGGGUAGAUCGGACGAAGGUGGCGAUGACUGUUGACACUCAAGCAAGAGGCAAACAGUCAGUGGCCUUGAAUCUGAAGAGUCCUAAGGGUGUCGCUGUUUUAAAAAGACUGUGUCUCCAGUCAGAUGUGGUUUUGGAGCCUUAUCGGAAAGGCGUUAUGGAGAAGAUGGGAUUAGGUCCUGAAGACUUAAUAAAAGAGAACCCCCGCCUGAUCUACGCACGUCUCACUGGUUAUGGUCAGAGCGGAUCCUAUGCCAAGGCUGCCGGGCAUGAUAUCAACUACCUGGCCAUGUCAGGGUUGCUUUCCAUGCUGGGCCGCAGUUCAGAGAAACCAUACGCUCCACUGAAUUUGGUGGCCGAUUUUGCUGGAGGAGGUCUCAUGUGUGCUUUUGGGAUUGUAUUGGCGCUCCUGGAGAGGAGCAGGUCAGGACAGGGCCAGAUCAUUGAUGCCAGCAUGGUGGAAGGUGCAGCAUAUGUGGGCUCAUUCAUGUGGAAGUCCCGCAGCAUUGGCCUGUGGAAUCGUCCUCGUGGGGAAAACUUGCUGGAUAGCGGCGCUCCUUUCUAUGAUACAUACCGCACUUCUGAUGGAAAAUAUGUGGCGGUCGGGGCUAUUGAGCCUCAGUUUUAUCAACAGCUUAUUCAAGGUUUGGGAUUGGACGACACUGACCUGCCCUCACAAAUGAGCGUUACUGAUUGGCCGCAGCUCAGGCAGACUUUCACACAGGUGUUUGCCACAAAAACACAAGCAGAAUGGGGUCAGAUCUUCGACGGGACAGAUGCCUGUGUCACUCCUGUUCUGUCUCAGGAUGAGGUGCUUUCUCAUUCUCAUAACCAGGCGAGAGGGUCAUUCCUCAAAGACUCUCAGGGGGAAAUUAGCCCCCGUCCUGCACCGGUGCUGUCCCGUUCCCCAGCAGAGCCCUGUGGAUCCCGUGACCCCUUCAUUGGAGAACACACUCGGUCAGUGCUAAAGGAAUACGGGUUUGAUCAAGCGCAAAUCGAGCAGCUUCUGUCUGCCGGGAUCGUAGAGUGUAACGAAGCUAAAGCGCGACUGUAAAUGAAGGAGUUUGAGUGGAGAGCUAACUGUGUAUGCAGUGAUGCAGAGGAAUCAGACAUCAUUUCUAUCUCACAUUUCAGAGCAGAGAGAAUCCCUUGUGAAUUGCUGCUUCAGUCGAGGUGGACUUAAUGAUUUUGGGCUUUUAAGUUAACCUGUCCAACAAUUCAGUUCUAAUUUGUAACCGCUCUAGGGGAAGUGAAGAGGGAUUUAAUUAAAGUCUAUUGCAAAUGUUGUGUA